Adineta ricciae is the source of this 2262-nucleotide messenger RNA. Lineage: Eukaryota; Metazoa; Rotifera; Eurotatoria; Adinetida; Adinetidae. The record is from the annotation of a GenBank genome assembly.
AUGGAUAAUGAUAUCAUUAUGGUGGACAACAGUCAAAAUACAUCAUUCUAUGCAGACUCGUAUACAAACGCCGAAUGCUCGCCAUCAGUUUCACCUCGAAACAGCCCGUCAACUCUUUCUCCUUCGCUUUCGAAUCACUCAGGUGAAUACACAUGCAGGAAGAUCGAGAUGCUAAUGAGACAAUGUAACGAUCGAUAUAUCGUCGUUGAUAAUAAGAAAUCACAUUCGUCUAAAUGUUGGGAACUGUUUGGUUUUCCUGCACUUGUCGAAUCAAAGGAUGAACCACCGCAAAUCAUUGAAAAAUUUGUUACAUGUCGAAAAUGCUUUACGACUUAUUCUUUCAAUUCCAACAGCACUCGUUUAUUGAACAAUCACAUUUGUCAAAAAUCCCAUCGUAUUCGUUCUUCGUCUGCUUCCUUACCAUUUGGAUCAUCGUCGAAUUACCACCAAACGAGUCUUACAUCCUAUGGAAGCGCCAACUUGAUCAAAUUUAACGAUGCACAAGUAAAACGAAUGAAAGAUCUCCAAGCCCAAUGGAUCUGCAAAGACAUACGAUCAUUUACAAUUAUUGAAGAUGACGGUUUUCGUCAAAUAGCACAGGAAUUAGUUUCAUUAGGAGCCAAACAUGGAAAUUUUAAUGUAACAGGAGUUUUGCGAAGCGCAAAAGUUAUUGGUUCGCAUAUUCAUGAUGUUUCUCGCUCAUACAGAGAAAUUCUUCGAGAAAAAUUAGCCGAACCUCUUGCAAAUCAAGCAUUAGUCGUGUGUCCAGAUUUAUGGACAGAUGCCAUUCGUCAAAUUUCAUACAUGGGUAUAUCGGCAUCGUUCAUCACUUCGGAUUUGGACCUUCAUUCGAUUGAUCUAUGUUGUUCACCAUUUCGAGAACCAAAUAAAGCUGCUGAAUCAAUCCUUAUCGCUUUACGUCAUGCUCUUACCCCAUUCGGUCUCGAUAAUCUUCAACUAUUAACGUUUGUCAGUGACCGCGGAUCUAAUUUCGUGAAAGCACUGAAACCGUUUCGAUAUUUCUUUUGCUUUGCACACCGCCUCAACAAUAUAUUAAAGCGGGCUUUUUUUCACAACAUAUUGAAGAAGAAGAAGAAGACGACAACAACGAGUUCAAAUAGUUCGAACGAAACCAAUGCGAUUAUCCUGGAAGAAGAGAGCGACAAUGAAAGCGGCAACACCGACGACGAAGACGAACCAUGCUAUUCUUCUGCAACAAUCAAUGAAAUGUCCGAAAGUGCACUAGCCGUUUUGAAAACAAUUAGUGAAUGUAAAAGACUAUCUGGUUUGAAUCAGAAGUUGAAGGAUCUCGGUGGCCAUGCUCUCAAGCAGUCAACAGACGUUCGUUGGUUAUCGCUCAUUGAACUUCUCGAGUCUGUCGAAAAAUCAUCGAGUGUCAUUGGAAAGAUAUUACCUGGAAAGAAAAGAUUUAACAUUAACAUUGACAUUGUCCGUUCGCUAAUUCGUCUUCUGCGACCAUUCAAAUUUGUCAUUCAAAUCAUUCAGAAAAGCACUGAACCAUCAUUUCACCAUGUUCUCAUAUCUACACUUACUCUUCGCGCCGCUCUAGAAUCUAUGUCAUCUCUAAUUGCAUAUGAGAAAUCUUAUUAUGACCAUAACGAUGGCGUCGAUACCCAUGAUGAAGAUGAUUACGAAUCUGAUGGUAUGCUAUUUUUUCGUACGCGAAUCAAUUAUCUACUUGAGACAAUGAUUGAUCUCAAGGUAGAGCAUUUUGCCGCUGCAAUGUUACAUCCUCGUUAUAGGCAUUUGAAGAAAUGUUCUAUUGAUGAGAUCAAAAGAUGUAAAAGAUAUAUUUCAAAAGAAAUGUCUUCAAUUGCACAAAUUGUGAAAAACGAACCUUCGACUUCUUUCGCAUCUCCAACGGAUCCAAAAUUACCGCCGAGAAAAAAGCAAAAGCGCUUUGGUCAUCAGUUUGAAUCAGGGAAUGUAUCUGAUGAGUAUGACGAUCGAGAAGAAGAAGAAGAACUUGAUCGCUAUCUUUCAAUUCGUCUUGAUCUCGACAAAAUCGAGGACAAUCCAUUGGUAUUUUGGAAGCAGUAUGGUAAAACGUUUCCAAUUCUCUCGAUUCUUGCUCGUCGUCUUCACUCCAUACCUGCAACAACAGCUUCAGUUGAACGUAGUUUUAGUGGUGGCGGUCAAGUGGUAACAAAACGUCGAGCCAAUCUCUCUCCAUCUCAAGUUGACAAUAUAUUAUUUGUUCGAUCGAUGCUGAACAGUCGUCUUUUCGCCAACACGAAAUAA